GGAGCGCGCGCUCGUAUGUAAAUGAGCGGGCGUGAGGUCAGAGGCAGAUGGAAAAGGGAACAGAAGGAAUGGCCGCCGCGGCUCCCGCUCCUCCUGCCGCCGCCUCCCAGUGCCGGAGCCCCCGCUGCACGGCGGAGCGAAGGGGAGUCCGCCGAGAACUCGACUCCUGGCGGCACCGGCUCAUGCACUGUGUGGGUUUUGAAAGUAUUUUAGAAGGGCUUUAUGGACCAAGGCUACGAAGAGACCUCAGUUUAUUUGAAGACUGUGAGCCAGAAGAGCUAACUGACUGGUCUAUGGAUGAGAAAUGUUCCUUUUGUAAUUUACACAAAGAAACAGCCAGUGAUCGUGCAUCAGUUUUCGGUUCUUCACAGUCAACGCCUACAGAGGAACUGUCAUCUCAGGGCCAGUCCAACACUGAUAAGAUUGAAUGCCAAGCAGAAAACUAUCUAAAUGCACUCUUUCGAAAGAAAGAUCUUCCUCAGAACUGUGAUCCUAACAUUCCCCUAGUUGCUCAGGAAUUAAUGAAAAAAAUGAUCCGUCAGUUUGCGAUUGAAUACAUUUCAAAAAGUAGCAAAAUUCAAGAGAACAGAAAUGGUUCAUCAUUUGAACCAAGUCUGAUGUGUAAAAGUAUCCAAAUGAACCAAACGGAAAACUCCCUUCAGGAAGAACAGGAUAGCCCUCUAGACCUCACUGUGAAUCGGACUCAAGAACAGAAUACUCAGCAAGGGGAUGGAGUGCUAGAUCUCUCUACAAAGAAAAGCGCAAGGUUGGAAGAACCAAAAUAUGAUCCCUUGUGUUCUGAAAACUCAGUGUCUGGUUCAAGCUCAACAGCUGAUGCAAAUUCAGAGGAAACAGCUAAUUUGGAAAAAGGAAAAUCAACAUUAAACAAAGUUUUGGAGUCUUUUUGUGCAUAUCACUGGCAACAGACUUUGGCUAUGUUAAAAUUCCUAUUACAGGAGGAAAAUGUUCCUAUAGUUUGCAGUUGCAAGCAAACACAUUUGGUCCACUCUGAAACUCCCAGUUCCCUUACUGAAGAGGAUGUUCACGUUCCAUUUUGCACUUGCAAUGGACACAUGCUGACAAAAAGGUGCUGUUUACAAAAUCAAAGGCCAAACACUUGUUUACCAUCUCUGUCUGUUUGUAUUAAAGAUUUCCAUUCUUUGUCAUGCCAAGCUGUAGCAAUUGGAUGUAUUAAGACAAUGGUGAACAAAGCAUGUAGUUCUCCUAAGUAUUGUGCUGACCAGUUGCAAAAUUAUAACAGGCAUUCUGUGAAAGCAGCAGCAUGUACAUAUUCAGCUAAGGACUGUGACCUCUUAAGCAGCAUUAAAAAUUCAAACAGAUCCCGCAGUCCAUCGCCACCUCCACUAUCACCUGUACACAGUAAAGAAUUUGAAUUGUCAGAAGGAAUGGUUAUGGACUUUCCAACUUUAGACAACAACAAGCUUGAAAUUUCCAUCAAUCAGCCUCCAUCCCUCUUGCCAGCUGAAGGAAGCAAGGGAGAGUUUGAGUAUGAGGGUAAAACAUGCAAAGGAAAAGAGGUUGAUUAUUCAGAUGGAGCACUGGGAUCAGCAGACCAGGAAAGCAGUGAUGAUUAUAUGAACUCUGAGAAAGGUGAACAUUCUGCCAUUUUUCAAGAUUUAAUGGAUCGCAUUAAUGAGAAGUUGAAAUCAAUAGACACUACAGAUCUAGCCACAAAUCUUGUAAAACUUUCUAGCAGUGACAGGGCACCAGAAAAUGAUGUCAAAUUAGGAGACUUCAUAACUUCUCUUUUGCAUAAUGCUAAGGCAAGUGAUUACAGCUUUAUGGAAUUACUUCGCCAGCAUGAUAAAGAAGUGGAAAAUAAAAUUAUUCAGACAAGAUUUCGCAAGCGUCAGGAAACUUUAUUUGCAACGUAUAAUUCUCCUGACUCACCAGUCAUUCGACGACAGUCCUUGCAAAUCAAGAGGGAGCUUGCAAGCCUUGAUGAAACUCUUGUACGAAAAAAGUCAAUUUCUGAGAGAAAUGCAAAGAAAUCUACAAAAAAAAUUGAUAAAAUGCAUCCAAAUAAAAGACAUACUUUUACUGUAAUAGAUGAGACUUUGCAACAUCUUGAAAGUAAUCCAUGUGUGAACUGCCAAACCAAACCAAUGUGCUUUCCAGUACACCAAACAGAGUCUUUCAAUCUACCUCUUACUAAUUUUCAGACCAGCUCCAGCUUUUUAGUUCUUUCAGAAAAUAGUGCUAUUGCAGCCAGCCAGGCAAAACUCCCAAAUACACAAGGAGAUUGUGCAACCUUAAAAGAGACUGGUGCAAUUCCUCUGAAGGAUGAGAGUAAUGAAAUCUUGGGUAGAACUAAACGUAACAUUGUGCCUCCUGGGUGGUACUCUGUGUAUGUAACAAACAAUAUCAUGUUUAGAAAGUCAUCCAGCACAAGAAAGUCCUUGAAAAGUUUGGAAAAGAUGAGAAUAAAUAAAAAUCUUCAUGCUGAAAGAUGCAGUGACAUAAAUAUAAGCAAAAUUGUGAGAGACACAAAUCUGCAAGUUGUUGUGGAGCGUUUAGAAGAUACAAUAAGCUUAUCCAGAAAGACUAGCAACUCAUUGUUGGAUAGUUACAAAAUAAGCCAAAAUUUAAAAGAUAAUGCUUAUGAACAGGUUAUGAACCCAGCUACUAGAAGGGGCUUACCUUUCACUCUGAGUGAAAUGGGAUGCACAGGACAAACCUUCCUUCCACAUUCACAUGUGCCAAGCAGCAGUAAAAUCAAAGCAAUUUGUGUUGCAUCAAACACACAAGAAACUGUUAUAGAUCAAGAAAUUAAUGACAGCCUUUUGAAAUCUCUGGCCUUUAAUUCAAGCAGUUCAGCUUCCAGUAAUGGGGACUUGCAUGUAACUUCUGAAGCCGGGGAGAUCCCAUCUCCCUUAAACUACUCUAGUCCUAUUAAGCUUAUGUUUGUCUCAGAAGUUAACAGUCAUGAAGGAGUCAAAUACGCAUUGACAUCUGCAGCUGCAUCUUCUAAGGGAAGCACAGAUCUUUGUUUGUUUCAGGGGCACACAAAUGCUUUGUUAGAUAAACAGGCCACAGGUGACCUUUCUCAUGCAGUCUGUGUCAAGGGUUGUGAUUGCAGUGAAAAUGAUACUAAAGAGAGGUCAAGCUGUGUUUAUGCAGAAGCUGCUACAAGCUCUUGUCCAGUUGGUCAAAUUAACAUAAAUGACUCCAAAAAAAAUGAUGAAGUUGUGGAGAAAUCAAGCAGUAGCAGUGAAUUAGUUUUCAAAAGAAAACCUGGUAGACCAAAGAAAAUAGGUCCUCAGGUAGUUAAGCAGGUUAAGAGACCCAUUGGACGGCCUCCUAAACCAAAAGUAGACAUGAGUGGAAGCACAAAACCUAGACCUGAACUUAGCUGUGGUGGUAAAAGCAUCAAGUCUGAUGCAGCAGCAAUGGAAGAAAUUAACAGCAACAAAAAUAUUACUGUGACAGUUGUUUUUGGAAGGUCAAGAAGAACUAAGAGACAUGUUUCUGAAGGUAAUCUAAAUCUCAUCAGCAUUCUGCCCACACAACAUAUUGAUUCUAAUUUUGCCAAUGAUCCCAGCAAAACAAGGCACAGUGUGGAAACUGGAAAUGCUUUAACUGAAACAGUAAAAGCCUUCCAGAAUCCUUCUGCUGAAAAGGAGGUCUCUGGUUAUGACUAUGUCAGGCCUAUCAAGGGCAAUCUGGCAUCAGCACAUCCUUGCAGCAAUGUUAUACGGCAGAUUAAGAAACCAUUAACCACUGUUCGAAAACCUGGCAGGCCAGCAAAAGUAAAAAUUUCCGGCAUAUCGGUGACUGUCAGCAGACUUUCACCUCAGGAAAGAAAAGUGAGCAUCAGCAAUGGCUUGCCUCCUUUACAACAGCAGAAUGUGUUAGAAAAAAACAUACCACAGGAAAGAAAAAAUCAACUGUGCAAUAAUAUGGGUCAAGUAAAGAAUAUGCAGAAAGAUUCUAGAGAGGAUGGGUCACACAAUGUUACUACAACAGUGUCAAGAAAACGUGAAAUUCCUUCAAGACACUCUGCUAGAGACAGAAAACCUUCACUGCAUUUUUUGCAUUCAUUAGCAUCUUCUAGUCCAUUUACUUGUAGAAGUGCCUUACUACAUAAAUCUUACAAACUCCAUUUGAAAAAAGCUAAAGAGCGAAAGGAAAAACUUACACAAUCCAAUCAGUGCACAGCAUCCAGAGAUACCUCAGAACAGAGAAAUCCAGGAAAUGCUAAAAAGGACCUAAAGGAUGGUGGAUUCGGGCCCAUUAAUGAGGUAUCAUCAGAUCCCAUUUUUUCAUCAAAUCCCUCUCUCAGGUGGUGGCCUACUUCCACUUCAAGUGACACCUUGUUGGAAGAACUAAACAAUAGAUUUGAACAGAUGACUAAUACCUGGUUGAGAGUGGGGGGAAGUGAGUUUGACAAACGUGUAUGUGAAAAAAGGGAUCCCAUUGAACAAGACUGUAAUACUGAAAUGUCAGACCCUUUAGACUCCUGCCUUGUAGGACUUGAAACAUCACCUAUAAAAAUGCUGUUCCAGAAAAAGUGUAAUAUGAAUGAACUCUGCACCUGGUUUAUGCAAACUACAGAAACACAGUCUCUCUCUCUUGUGAGAAAGGCAAAUGCUCGCAAUCCCUUAGAGGUAGUUAGUACUAAAGAGAUAAAGAUGGAAACUAAACAAUCUGAUCCUAGCACUUGCCCUUUCAGAAAGCACUUUAAAAAGUUUGCACUAUCCUCCCCUUCAAAACCAGCAGGGAAAUUGCAAAUGUUACAUAACAUGGUGAGGUCUCCAGUCUUAAGCAUGAAAAAUAAUUUCACUUUAGCCAGAUUAAAAAGAAAUGAAUUUAAGAAGUUGCAGCGUGAUAGGUGGGGACAAACAAAAAAGCUCUAUAAUCAGGCUCCUGGAGGCUGGAAAUCAAAAAAGAAAAAUCUGCAGUUAUUUUGCCAAAGCCAAUUGUUUAAGAGUACAAGUGGGGAAACCAGUGAUGAAACACCCAAGCUGCAGGAGAAAGAUACAGUAGAAAUCCAGCCCGCUCAGACUUUGGUAGAGUCUCAGAAUAGCCUCUUGCCAACUGAAAAUGAAACCAGAGAUGCAUUUGUUGAACAGAUGAUGGGAUCGUCUGACUUUAACCCACAUCCUGGUUUAGCAAAUAUACUUAAGUCACAUUCAGAGGCAAAUGGAACAAUUCGUUGCCAGCAAAAUGUUAGAAAAGAACAAAGCCAAGAUAAACUGUUUCAAAAUACUUGGAAAGCCAAAACCUUUAAAGACUGUAGGAUAUUUCUGAGAAAAAUCAACCAUAUUGAGCAGCACAGUUCAUUAAAGUUAAAUAAUGUCAUUUACUCUCCUGAAGCUGUCGACAGUAAAAGCACUCAGGCCUAUAUGGAAGAAAAAAGACAUCCUCUUUUAAGGUCCCAUUCUACUAAACAAAAUACAUUAAAGAAACAAGAAAAUGAAGUGGAAACAUCUAAAGGAUCUAAUUCUUCUAAAGUGAUUGAAAAGCUGGAUGGCCAGUUUCACAGCAGAAAAUUAAGUAGUGGUCUAAACCAGGACGAUAAUCCUGCUGGUAGUUCUGAAGGUCUUACUAGAAUAAACAAAAGGAAAAGUCCACAAUGGGAGACCACUGAUACAAAUUUAAGAAAAAGGCAUAAGAGACAAUCAUGCAGUAGUGGACAAAUGGCACCUUAUUACCCAAAGUACCAAGUAGGUAAGUUCUUGUUCCCCACUUCAUCUUUAAAUUGAAAUCCUAAAGAAUUGGAGAAGUCAAGCAACUAAGCACUUUUUUGUUUAUUGCAUGUUACUCAUUUUAAUUUCAGACAAGUCAUGAAAUCAAACAUUGCAUAACAUCAGAAUAAUUCAGAAAGUGCAAUUUUAAAAUGUUUAUAAACUUUUGCACCACUCUUUCAGCUCUGAUAAGCUAACCAAUAUAGUUUAGACAGACAAGAAGUUCUGACAUUCUGUAGUCAGUCACAACUAGCUAUUGACUUCAAAAGGAACAGAAUUUCAUUCCAUUGUGUAGUUUCUCUCAUAGUGUGAGGAGGAGUAAGCUAUAAAAUAAAGCAUAAAUUCAAUGCAUUAGCAUAUAGCUGGUUUUUAAAAAAUUCUCAUUGGAUGAUUACUGUUACAAAUCAGUCAUAGUUUUGUAAUUUUACAGUAAAAGAUGGUAUUUUGUACUUCUGAAAAUUAUUUAGUCAGAGACCCAUUUUCGUAUCCUUUCCAUGCCAAGUGAAAUCUGCUGACUCUAAGGGGUUUGCACAGUGAAUCCUUACACAACAAUUUAAAAUGCAAAAUUAUUUUUCACAAGAACAGUAUACAGUUACUCUGCUAAAUACUUGGCUUGGAAUCUUUUAGCUAGUGUGAAAUUAAAUCAUUUUUUAAAGAUAGGUAUUUAUAAAUACAUUGUAAUACAACUGUGAUCUCAAAAAGGCCAUUAUAUUACUUAGAAAGAGAGUACACUUGUGUAAUUAUUUCUUCUGUUGGGUGAAGAGAUAUCCUUAAACAGAAGUCUUAACUAAUUUCAACAAAAUUGCUAAGGUGUGAAAUCCUUGCCAAGUAAAACACAAGUCCUGCAAUGUGAUUUAAGUUACUGCCUUUGUAGAAACAAUAUUGUAUUAGCUAAUCUGAUACUGGCCAAAUAUGAAAACCUUAUUCAAAAUAUCAGGUCAAAACUUUAGGUCCUCUUUUGUAUUCUGUCUUUUAGAAAAGGAUCUCUGAUAAUAAAUGGAAAGGUUAAUUUAAGUUGUAAUAUAAACAAUAUAAUGGCUCUUGUAUGCUUUAUUUCUUUUGUACUUCAUGUGAUAUAUAGAAUUCUUCAUAUUAAGCUCAUUCAGUAUAAACCUGCUUUUUCCAAAGUACAGCAUUUUUUUAUCUGCGGACUGCUCUUUUGUAUUUUGAUUCAUUGAUCUGUGGCCAAGCUCAACAUAAAUAAUUUGUUUUAAGAAGUUCAAACUUUGACACAAAAUUGCUGUUGAAAAAAAACCAGGAAAGGAUAGAAUAUACCCAUUUCUAUAUUACAAAUGAAGAAAGAGCUCUCUCAUACUUGUAACUCGUCGAGAAAAUGUUACAUUCCAAUUAUAUUUAUCUGUAAAUGUUCUGUUUCUAUGGUAAUGCAAGACCUAUUACUGUGAUACGGUCUCAUGUUAGUUUUAAUUGGGACUCAAUUUUAUCUACCUGAUAACUUUCAUCCUUUAGUUUUGGAUUUUCAGGAAAUCUGAUAACUAUUUUGAUAUUUUACAUUACUUCAUUUACAGUUUUUGUUGUUUUCCCUUUUACUCAUGGUUUCUCAUAUCAGUCAUUGUCUUCAGAAAAGCUAUGAUAGGAAAUUAAUUGAUAAAGGAAAUGUUAAAAGACAAAGAAUGAUGAUUCUGGAAUUGUCUCCACACUUGUAACCCCAGAUCUUUCCUAGGGGUACUAUUGCACUAUCAGAGGAUUGUCUGAUAUUGGAAGGAUGUCUUGUUUUGCUGUGUUGAUUCAACAUUGUGUACUCUCUGCACCAGCCAAGGAAAUCAUACAAAUAUUUUUAGUCUAAUACAGCUAUUCCCUAAAAAGAAGCAACAUGAUUUCUAGCUGUGCAUGCAUGUGACUUCAAACAUAAUUCCUGCGUCUGGGAGUUAAAUGCACAUGAAAACAUCAUGUUUCGUUCAUGUGUUCUUUGGACUGUAUUUUUGUUUAUGUGAUAUCAUAAACUAUAUCAUUGUUCUGUUGUCAUGCUUGAAAUGUUGCUAUAGACACAUUUAUGGUCAGUAUUUGAAGUUUUUCUUAAACUUUUGUGGAUCUUGGGGUCUUACCAAAUGUUCUUAAAGAGAGAGAUAUGAUGCUGUUUUAUUAUGAAACAUUGUGGCAGGUGGGCAGAAUGUUGUCACCAAAUUUUUGAUGUACUCUUGGUUUUUCCAUUAGCAUGUGCAAGCAGGAAUAAACAAUUGAAUUCUUACAGCUCAAGGUAGUGUCCAACAUCCAGAACUAGCUAUGCACUCAUUGCAGCAACAGAAAAGAGCUUAUUGUUUUUUCUCAUUGCUUGUUGUUUUCAAGAUAAGGUGGCUGGUAGAUACAUGGGUCCAUUUGAUGUUUGUUUAUGCUCCUGAAGUCUUGCUUCCACAAUGCAUUUGAUGUGUUGAGGGGCAGUUCCCUUUUACUCUAAAUCCAUCUUCUGGCAAUUUUAAUUUCUUUAGCAACACUGAAAUGCUAUUAUUCUCCAUUGUGCAAAGAAAAUUAUAUAAGCACAUUUUUAGGAAAGCACUUGUUUUCUUUUCACAAGAGUACUUCACUUGUAACACUGAAGGUCACAUUAACAUGCUUUGGACUUGGGCAAAAGGUUUCAAGAAAGCCAAGCUAAAAUACAAAAAACUAUUAAUCCAACAAUAAAACUGGGAUGUGUAAAAUACUCCAUUUUGCAAUCUUACAAUGUACUGAAUAUUUUAAAAAUCUGCGUCAAAGGGUGUGGACUUCAUACAGAUGGAAAAGAGACUGUGAAUCUUCUAUGGUAGCAGGCAGAGCUGACAUCACAGACCUAUGCUCUUGGCCUUCAUAUCAGGGUGGCAGCUUGCAUUUUAAAAAUUGAUUUCUAUCACUUAAAGUUAGGAUAUUUUCAUCUAACAUGAACUUUUUAUGAAUUUUUCACCCUUAUAUUUUCACUUUUCUUCAAUUGGCCUGGAGUUUUAGAGCAGAUCUAUUGGAUUUGUCAGCAGAGAAUAUGACUUUUCAAAUUUAAUUUUUUUAUUAUGUUUGGAUGUGGUUUUUAUAUUCUAUCUAUGAAAUCAAGUUUGUGCAGUUCUUGAAAAGAGAAUUUGCUAAUUUUUGUGGUCAUUUCAAAGUUGGCUGAAGAGUGAAGAAUCAUAACUAUGAGAACUUCAGUGUUGUGAGUCUAAUUGGUCUCUCCAUUGUGCACAUAAAAUAACAUCUGUAUUAAUAUCACAGACGAACAUUUUCUUAAACUUAACUUCCAUUACUAUAGGUUUGCAAAAAAAGUGGAAGGGAAAAUUUUAUGAAUUCUUUUUUACACAUCUGUGUUAGAAUGGCUUUAAUAUUGCAGUAUUGUUGCUUAUUUGUGUCAUGGUAGUGCAAUCCUGUAAUAAUAAAGCUACAAAUGGGGAUCACUUCCCUUCUACUGUGAAUGACCUGGUGACAGACAAGAUUGAUUUUAGCAGGCUGUUCAGCUUUCAUGAAGGACCACAUCCCUAAUGAGUGACAAAUUUGAAAUAUUGGGUUAGGAAAAGCGCAGAGAAGACAUAGAGUAAGUCAUUAAAUCUGUUGAUUUUAAGAAGACUCUUUUCACAAAGGCUUUUCAUCAGAGGUUUACUGGCUCUAAAAUAAAUUUCACCUGUGAUGUGGAGUAAGCAGAUAGAAAUUUUCAUACCUGUAGUUGUCAGACAAGAAGUUACCUUUUCACAGGCAGACAUAAACUAAAGACCAUUACUAGAAAUAUAAGAAGAAUAUGAAAUGAAUGACUAUUCACAGUAAGUGGGCCAUUUUUAAUGCAGAAGUGUAAAAGCAGAAAGAUAGCUUGAUAUAUAAAUGACUAUACAUGUGUAGUAAAUCCUUACUCAUUUAAUGAACUUAAUGGUCUCUGCCUCAUUCCCCAUGGUGGAGCAGCAGCAGCUCCCAUGCCACAGUCUAAUGCUCCAUUUUGUUUUACACUCUGGAAUUCUACUUGCCAAAUUACAUACUCUUCUUUCCUUUUCUUUUUCUCACAUCAGGUGAUCUAGUGUGGGGUGUGUAGGUUUUGGGUGCUGUUCAGUUUUAAACUGUGGUUAUUCACAUAUUGCCUUAGAGUAUGCUGUUACUCAUCAUCUUUUGAGGGUUCUGAGCUAAGGAUUUUUACUCUUGCUUCUUUGAAUAAUGGACUUUUUUAAAGAACUUGGCUCUGGGGUCUUCGAAUUUCUUUACCUGCUAGGAUAUGUAGUUUUCUGUAGCUUAGUGCCAUGAUCAUUAUGCCUUUGUGUAGGAUUUAUAUACCCAGUUUUAUACCUAAGCUGAGGUGCUUUUUUUCAUCAUUUUAUUCAGUAUUUUUUUGCUGUCUGUUUUUAAUUUUACCUCUUCAAAAACUGAGAAACUCAUAGUCAUACUUUCCUAUUUGUCCUUGGUCCUGAGGAAAUGGUUAGAUUUUUCAGCUUUCUUUAGGGAACUGGUAGUACUAAAUAAAUAUAGACAAAUCUUCUGUCUUUCUUUGAAAGCCUUUUACUAGAAGAGAAAAUAGCAGUUUUCCAAGGCCUGCACGGUGCUUUUGAAAAUCUGACAAGUACAUAUCCUUUUAAAAUCCUCUCUUCUGUUGAGAGUUCACGGCCUUAAAGCAGAGCUUCUGUUGCUGUUAGAUAGAAAAGGAGGGAAGUCAAUUAACUGAGCCUGUGAAGAGGUAACCUGUAAAUUAAGUAUUCAUGUAGUCUGACCAUGACCAGAGCAGAUUAAUUUUGCUGAGACAAUUCCACAUUUUGGUGUUGAAAACAGUUCAAGAGAGAUGCUGUAAUUCAUGGAGGCCUGUGUACUGUGCCUUGGUUUGCAUUUCUCUAUUGUUGAUAUGCUAAAGCUAGUGCUGCUUUUCUAUUUUCACCACAUCUUUGGAAAGUGUCUUAUACUGGAAUCUUCAGUUAAUUCCAUUCAAAAAGUGCAGAUUCUGGUUCCAGAGUCGAGGGGGGAAGUUUAAAAUGGUGUGACAUGACUGGGUUGUUGUUUGCAUGUAUUCUUGGUUAGAUUUUCUCUGUCUAAUUCAUCUUUCACUCCUCAAAGGAUAGUUUUAGUCAGACCCUUGAUGGUUUGAAAUAAUUUUCAGACUUAUAAGUCAAAUACGAUGCCACUUUUAUUCACUGUUCAUCCUUUUGCUUGCAGUGUCAUUAAAUUUUGCUAAAAUAGUUGUGCCUUAAAGAUAUUGUUUAAACAACCUUUGAGACUAAUAGAAAUGUUUUUGUUAUUUGGUAACUGGAUAUUAAUUUAAUAGAAAUAGUAAUUUUGCCAUAUUUUAAGGACAGUAUUUCCUUAUCAAAAGCCUUUUUCUCUCCAGUGUUUCCUGUGAUCAGCAUGGAAAAGAAAGGCUCUGUAAAAUGUCCUUGAAUCUUGGGUGUCACUGGGAACGCUGUGUGUUUCUGAAAGCUGUUGGCAACCUUCAGGUUCUAAUUAAGACAGAUAUUUUUACAAAGAUCAACAACCAAUUAGAUGGAUGUAUCUGAAAGGAAAGGAAAUUGCUGUGUACAAGAAGUCUAAUAUUUUAAGAUCAGCAUUUUGCCAAUAUUGCCAUGCACACCCCACUACAGCAUCUCAGCUUGGUGGGUUUGCCCUUGGUGGCACUCGGGGCAGUGUCCUGCUUCCUGUGCUCAGUGUCAUCUCAAAUGUGAUGAUGCUUCUGGGUGUGUGAUCUGGAUAAAAAAAAGUUUAUGGAGUCCUCAUUAGCCAUGUUUACUUCAUAGUUAUUUAAGGAUUUUUAUUAUUAGAUAUUUUGAAAGAGAUCAGAGGAAAAUAUUUGGAAAUCAGAAUUAUGGGUUUUACCAAAUACAAUUAUAUAGAAAUGUGUGAUAUAUAGACUAUACCUGAAUAUAUUUAUAUAGGGAUAUGUGCUACCUGUGAACCUUUCUAAGGUAUGAUUUUAAGAGAAAAUCGCUUCUUUGAAAAACUGCAAGUAGGACCUUGAUUGAGAUGCCAGUUGGGAAGUUAUUUAGAAUUUUUUCCUUUGUUGCUCACAAGGGUUUUUUUAAUAGAGCUUUAUAAAAAGCUAGAACAGUAAAUCUUAUUUCACUGCUAGUCAAAUAAAAGAUUGAAAUUAUUGCCACUGAGUAAUAAUUAAUACAUACUCCACAGUCCUAACCAGGUGAGGACUCAGUGUUUUGAUUGGUUGCAUUGUAACUUUAUAAAAUAAUGCUGUUCUUGAGACACAUCUUUCUCCAUUGUCUCCUUUCAACGCGUGAGGUAUCAUCUUGAAAACCAUAUCUCCUUCAUCUGUUAUUUCUUUUUUCCCAUUGUUGGAUUGCCAGGUUUCAGCAGACUGACUUGUUUUCUCAUCAAGAUGCUCACUUUAUAUUUCAUUCUCAGUGUGUGAUUCUUCAUGAACUUUUUUUGUUAAUUACUUAAGAAAUCAGAUUAUCUAUGUUUUCCCUGAAAUUUUUUACCUUUUUGUAGAAAGAUGUACACACUUUUUCAAGGAGUGUGAUGAGCCCAAUUGGGAUGUCAAAUCAUUGCACAUCAGCUCUGCUCCUGUAGAGAAAAUUGCCCCUUUGCCAUUCCUGUGUUGGCUGAACUGCUGCUUCCUGUAUCUCAUGACACUUAUUUGUGUGUUGCAGUUCAGCAUUGACUUGUGCUUCCUCUGUGCUCCAGGAUAGCUGCCUGUGCCUUUGUCCCAGCAGUGCCUGUCCUGUGCUGGUGCAGAGCAGGCUCCUGCUGAGCUGUUGUUCAUUGCACAACUUUGCUGUUGCUCCUCUUGUUCAUUCAGACCCGUGUCUGAGCCACAGUACAGACCAGCCGGGCCACUGCACUCUGGGUAUUCCACAUUUCCUGCAUCCUGCCUUCAUACUUUGCUCUCCUUUAGUACCAAACUGAUUCUCAGAUCAUGCAUCAGCUUUCCUUUUAUGCCAAGCUGUGUGUUUGUCAGUGCCAAAGGAUAUUCUGCAGAACAUGAGUGCAGCCCAGUUUUAUUCCUGUUUUGAUUUUUUACUGCAUGUUUUUCAUUGCGUACUUUGGCUGGUCCAUUCUGUCUGGUCCAUACACCUGCCAGGAGAUUUUUAAUACCAUGAGCAAAAUGUCAGUCAGCUUUUGUCACAGUUUUCUUCAAUCCAGGUACAGAAAUUCUUUUGUAAAAAGCCAUACCAGAUUUUUAAUCAAUUUUUUUCAUAUUGAAGACCAGGUAAUUUAAUUUUUUCCUGCAGUGUAGAGAUAUGUCUUUUCCAAGAUCGAAAUAUUUAAACAGAUUUCAGCUUCCUAUCUCCAUGCUUUUGGGCCAACAGCUCUGGAUGCUUUAUAACUCUGGACAAGUUGCAGUUUCUGCUGCCCUAUUCAUGGCAAAUUGCACAUUCUGUUCUUGUGGGACAGGUCAAGCAAUUUUUGUUUCUUUGCUUUUUUUCAUAACUGAAAGGGGACCAUUUUUUAAUGCUGAUUCCUCUCAUGUUCCAGACAUCAGUAAAGGCUGUUUAGAUUAUUCUUUCAUUUCUUUGGAGUACAGAUAAUGGUAUCUCUUGCUGUGUCAAGAGGAUGUAAACCUUUAGUGAGAAACUUCAUGAUUUAUGGAGGCAACGUGCCCUUUUCUGUGUUCUAUUCUUUGGUUUCAGUCUGUCUAGGUUUUACUAUUUGAUUUGUCUUUUCAAUAACAGAAACUCACCUGACUUAUAGCUUUCAGCUUUAUUGGUUCCUCCUUACCACAAAUCAAAUUUAGGCAGGACUUUCACACUUUCUUUCUGUGGCUGUGCACUCCCCUACUCUCCAUGCUCCACUCACUGCCGCUUGCUCCUUUCUGUCACUUCUGGGCAUCCGUAAGAGCAAUCUGCUUCUGUCUUUUACCAUGGUUUAUCUGUAAGUGGGGCAGGUGUCUUAACUUGAUUGCAGCUCUUUCUUCAGUUAAGAUCAACUUUAGACCUACUUUUCUUACUUGAUGUACACCAGUAGAAAUGGCCUUAAAAUUAACUUAGGACUUAAAAUAGUUUCAAAAGCAUAAGUCUGAAUUUCUGCUUGGUUUGGGGUGUUUUAUAUCAGCUGUCAAGCCAUCAGUGAGUAAUGUGACUACAAGCAGGCUUUUCCAAGCAGGUCUUAUUAUUUGUUUUCAUUUUGUAGCUCAGGGUAGAAUAUUUCUAAAUUAUUAUUCUGCUAGGAAUUAGAAUAUUGAGGCUUUCACAUUUCAUAUUAAACUGCAUGCAUGCAUGAAAAUUAAGCUGUUCAGGGAAGUCAGCCUUUUCAGAGGGAUCUUGUCACAGGUUCCUAUUACCUAAGGUGUGAAUUUCACAAAUACUCAGAGAUUAUACUUAAUAUUUUACUGACCCAGGCCUGCCCUCAAAGCUGUCGUAUUUCAAACUGUUGAAAUCUUGGUCCAAACAAUGGAUUAUUUCCCUGUACAUGAAAUGGAAACCUAGGUGAAAAAAUCUUGUCUAAAAGCUGUAAGAAUGACUUAAAAUAUUUUUCUUGAAAAAUAAAUUCUUAUUCUCAGUUGAAUUGUGCUCUUUUGCCUAUGUGUAAAGCAUUUUGAAUGCAGGGUAAAUUUUAGGGGGAAAAAAACUACUUAAAGUUAGGCUUAGUGUUUUUAUUGGGGCAUUUAGCAUAAUUUUCAAAACAUUCAAAAUUAAUAAUUUAUUUUUUAAAUUUAAGAAAUGUAUU
Messenger RNA from Camarhynchus parvulus, 14261 nucleotides. RefSeq names its product ligand dependent nuclear receptor corepressor like (gene LCORL). The transcript is spliced from 7 exons. Lineage: Eukaryota; Metazoa; Chordata; Aves; Passeriformes; Thraupidae. The record is from RefSeq and is a predicted model, not a curated record. Bases 48 to 5726 code for a protein of 1892 amino acids. Gene Ontology annotation, biological process: regulation of transcription by RNA polymerase II. Gene Ontology annotation, cellular component: nucleus. Gene Ontology annotation, molecular function: DNA binding.